CGCUCGGCGACUGCUCGGGACGGCGCUAUGGAGUCCAGUGGCUGCCGCGCGGAGGCCCCGGGUCGCGGCCCGCGGGUGCUGGUGGUGGGAGGUGGCAUCGCGGGGCUGGGGGCGGCGCAGAGGCUCUGCCGCCACCCGGCCUUCCCGCAGCUACGGAUCCUGGAGGCCACGGCCCGCGCCGGCGGCCGCAUCUGCUCGGAGCGCAGCUUCGGUGGCGUGGUAGAGCUCGGUGCUCACUGGAUCCACGGGCCCUCCCAGGGCAACCCCGUCUUCCAGCUGGCUGCCAAGUACCAGCUGCUAGAGGAAAAGGACUUGUCAGAGGAGAACCAGCUGAUUGAGACUGGGGGUCACGUGGGCUUGCCCUCUGUGACCUACACGAGCUCUGGGGUAAGUGUGAGCCACGAGCUGGUGGUGGAGAUGGCUGGUCUGUUCUAUGGUCUCAUAGACCAGACGCGGGAGUUCCUGCACCAGGCAGACGCCCCAGUGCCCAGCGUCGGGGAGUACCUUAAGAAGGAGAUCAGUCGGCACGCAGCUGGCUGGCUGGAGGAUGAGGGGACCAGGAAGCUCAAGCUGGCCAUCCUCAACAGCUUCUUCAACGUGGAGUGCUGUGUGAGCGGCACCCACAGCAUGGACCUGGUGGCUCUCACACCCUUCGGGGAAUACACCGUGCUCCCCGGGCUGGACUGCACCUUUCCUGGGGGCUACCAGGGGCUCACGAACCGCAUAAUGGCCUCCUUGCCCGAGGACGUGAUAGUUUUUAACAAGCCCGUGAAGACCAUUCACUGGAAUGGGUCCUUCCGGGAAGCCUCCUCUCCGGGGGAGACGUUUCCGGUGUUGGUGGAGUGUGAGGAUGGAGGCCGCUUCCCCGCGCAUCAUGUCAUUGUCACUGUGCCCUUAGGUUUUCUUAAAGAACAUCUGGACACCUUUUUUGAGCCACCACUGCCCACCCAGAAGGCAGAAGCGAUCAGGAAAAUGGGCUUUGGGACCAACAAUAAAAUCUUCCUGGAGUUUGAGGAGCCCUUCUGGGAGCCCGGCUGCCGGUUCAUCCAGGUGGUGUGGGAAGACGCGUCCCCCCUGCACGGUGGCGCCUCUGAGCUCCGGCACAUCUGGUUCAAGAAGCUUAUUGGCUUCUUCGUCCUGCCUGCCUUCAAGUCUGCCCACGUCCUCUGCGGGUUCAUCGCUGGGCUGGAGUCUGAGUUUAUGGAGACCCUGUCCGACGAGGAAAUCCUUCUGUCUCUGACCCAAGUACUUCGCAGGGUGACAGGAAACGCCGCGCUCCCCGCGCCCAGGAGCCUGCUGCGCUCGCGCUGGCACAGCGCCCCGUACACCAGGGGUUCCUACAGCUACGUGGCGGUGGGCAGCUCCGGGGCUGACGUGGACCUGCUGGCACAGCCCCUGCCUGUGGAUGGCGCAGAGACGCAGCUCCAGGUCCUGUUUGCAGGGGAAGCCACACAUCGGGCAUUUUACUCUACCACGCACGGGGCUCUGCUGUCUGGCUGGAGGGAGGCCGACCGGCUCAUCGCUCUGUGGGACCCCCAAGGACGGCUGCCUGGGCCCCGGCUCUGAGCUCUGCUCCUUCCAUUCUGAGCCGGGCUCUGCCCCUCCUGUGCUGGGGGAGGCUGGCACCAACCUUUCCUCUGACAGUGUCUGGCCUGGCUCGAGAUUUGGGGAUGUUAAUGACAGCCUUCUUUUUUUUGGUGACUGGGGGAAGCUCUCAUUUAUCACGGAGUCUGGGCAGGGCCGAGCUUGAGCUGAGCGCAGGGUCUUCCUGGAGAAGUGUGACGCAGGGCACCGCCGCCGCCGCUGAGGGUGUGCACAUAAAGUGUGUCAGAGCC
Molecule: messenger RNA, 1835 nt
Organism: Hyaena hyaena (striped hyena)
Lineage: Eukaryota; Metazoa; Chordata; Mammalia; Carnivora; Hyaenidae
Gene: PAOX
Product: polyamine oxidase
Exons: 7
Coding region: 28-1566 (512 amino acids)
Molecular function (GO): polyamine oxidase activity
Source: RefSeq, a predicted model, not a curated record